Messenger RNA from Mollisia scopiformis, 1017 nucleotides. RefSeq lists its product as uncharacterized. The transcript has 2 exons. The record is from RefSeq and is a predicted model, not a curated record. NCBI's taxonomy places the organism in Eukaryota, Fungi, Ascomycota, Leotiomycetes, Helotiales, Mollisiaceae. Bases 477 to 950 code for a protein of 157 amino acids.
GUCAAAGCCACCCAACAUACCCUGUCUGACAAAUUUGAUGCCCUAAGAUCUUCCUCUUCUGGUGCGGAGAUGCGUGAUUAUUGGCCAGACACCAACAACAUAACCUUUCUGUUGCCAGGAUUUGUUGGCGGGGUGGCGUCGACGGGGCGGUGCGGCUCCAUACCUGGAGCAUCCUGGCUUGUGGAGCUUCGUCUUUGCUACUCCACUCGUCCAUCGGUCGUCGAGCUCUUAAAUCGGAAACAAUCCAAUUGCAGGACCACUCACAGACCUUAUGACGUAGUACUACUCGAUAGCCUGCAGUCAACGCCUAGAAGUCUCUAGACUGUUGACCAACUUUAGACCAGUGGCCUACGCAUAUAUAAGUUGGAAUCUCCUUGCUUAUGUUUUUUCCCUCUCGCCAACGCAGCUUCUGACAGUAUUACUCUAUCCCAAUUCGACUUCUCUUUCCAAGAACUUUAACCUCAAUCUCUAUCAAAAUGCAAUUCAAGAACAUCGUCGUUUUGGCUCUUGCCACUGCCGUUGCUGGUCAAGGAGGCGCACUUUCCACUGUCACAUCGGACUUGAGCGGUGCCUUGUCUACAGCGACUGGAGCAGCAUCCUCAGUCGCAUCUUCCCUCGCAUCCGGAGCAACCUCUGAUGCAUCUUCCCUCUCUUCCGCCGCCUCAUCAGUGGGUUCUUCCAUCAGCUCUGCUGCAUCUGCAGGUUCAACCUCGAUCACUGCCACCGGCUCAUCCGCCUCGUCCCUCGCAUCUUCCUUGAGCUCCUCCAUCUCAUCCCGAGAGUCGUCUCUCUCCUCCUCAAUCUCUUCCAAAGCUUCAUCUGUCAGCUCUGCUGCCUCUUCCAAGGCAUCGGCUGCUUCCUCCUCUUCCUCCAACGCUGCCGCCUACCCCACUGGUGCUAUUGGCCUCGGCGCUCUCUUCGGUGGCGCUGCUCUCGUUGCCAACAUGUAAUAAGGGUCACUUGAGUUAUGGAAAUGGGGAUAUGUGUUAUUGUUUGGAAAGUUGUAAAUAAUAUUUG